Molecule: messenger RNA, 1182 nt
Organism: Sciurus carolinensis (gray squirrel)
Lineage: Eukaryota; Metazoa; Chordata; Mammalia; Rodentia; Sciuridae
Product: translation initiation factor IF-2-like
Exons: 2
Coding region: 1-1182 (393 amino acids)
Source: RefSeq, a predicted model, not a curated record
AUGCCUGGCACCCGCCCUGCCGGUUACCCGUCUUCCCAGAGCACAAACAAGGGUGCCGCGCCAAACAGAAAAAGGUCGGCGGCGCCGACCCCGCGCUCCAAAGCAGGGUUCUCGGGCGAACGCUGGAUGGAAGCACAUGGUUUGGGCGCGAUACGUCAAGCGGAGCCUCCUCCUGUUUUCCUUCCACCCCAACUUCCCCUCCCAGCUCCACAGGGAACUCGGAGUACUCGGAACCGUCUCCAGGGCUCCCCCGCGCCCACUGGAGGAAGCUACGCGCGCACUCCAGCGCGCGGGCCAGCAUUCCCCCUGGAACGCAGCGACAGCGCACGCGCACCUUCCCCAGCACAGCGCGCGCCCGCGAGCUCCCCGCAUCCCCGUGCUCAUCCGGGUCUCAGCAAGCCUCAGCCAAUGGUGGCCGCUCACAGCCCCCGGGGCGGGGCGAAGCCUCCCCCUCACCAGGGGCCUGUGGUCCCCACGGGUGGCUCCAGGGGACAGUGGCCAGGCGGCAGAGGAAAGGGGCAGAAGCAGGGAGCCCGGUAUCUGGGCAAGGAUUCAACAUGUGGGGGGAUGAAGCUGUUGCUGCCUCUGUGGAAGCGACUAGCGCGCGAGCAGACCGGGGGCGGAGCCGAGGCCGCUGACGCGGCGGCGGCGGCGGUGGAGUCACCCGGGCAGCCUCGGGACCGGUCACCGGCCGGGAACCGUCCAGCGGCCCCGACCACCGCCUUCGUCCCCCGUGGUGGCUCCCGGGCCGAGAGGCAGCACCGCCCACCGAGGCUGAGUCCUCCGCCGACCCGCUGCGUGGCUGAGCCCGGGCGGGCCGUUUUCUCGCACGGGCCGCCUCGGUGGGGCGAGGUUUCCGUGACGAACCUCCUGGGGCUGCCCGUGCCAGCUCGGGCCGUCGUGGCGGCUCGGGCGCCCGGAGUUCGCUCGCGCUGCGGGGGCCCCAGGCCCUCGAAGGCAUGCGUCUCCUCCGGGCGCUCGCAGCGGGCGCCGGCUCCUAAAGGGCGUCACACCGGGACUCCGCCGACCGGGCCACCUCCAUUCAUCUUCCAGCUGCGCCGCCUGCGCCCUCGCCGCCGGCGGGCCCCUCCGCGGGCUCACUGUGUCCUGUCUCCCCUCUGCCGCCCUUUCCUCACUCCUUGGGUGCGGCGGUUCUCCUGGAAGCGAAGGCGUCGGUUAUGA